ACAUGUACACCUGUCCCCUAUCCCACACUGACACGUAGUCCAACGUCCCAGCACCCCACUUAUCAAGAACACCUGGCAGGUUCUCAUGAAAGCCUCCAAUCAGGUCCCAGAGAAAUUACAGCAGCCUCAGGAGGCUGCCAUGUGGCGAGCGUCAGAGACAGAGCUGAAGUGACACGACGUUGAAGUCUUGUUGGCUUUCCCUGGUUUCUUUUCUUCACCUGCCUCUCCAUGAGCCGAAUCAUUUCAAACAUGCUGAUCACUAUGUUUUUCUCCCUCCUGGUGUCUUCUGUCGUUGCAACAGAGAAAGACAGUGCCCUUCCCAGACUGUCAGACACCAAAGCUGUUGAGGCCUUCAUCGACUCUGCUGAAGUGGUGGUCAUCGGAUUCUUGGAGGGAGAGGAGAGUCACGGCUAUCAGGAACUGGUUGCAGCUGCAAAGCGUGUUGAGUCAGUCCCUGUCGCCAUCUGCACUGAGAAAGAGAUGUGGGCGGACCACAGCGUCUCCUCAGACACCAUCGCACUUUUCAGGAAGGCAGAUAACCACCAGGAAAACCUUAACAUUGCAGACGCCAAGAAGUUAGAAACCGACGGUCUCGUGAACUUCAUCACCAUCAACGAGCUCCGAUACAUCACAGAGUACAACCAAGUGUCGGCAGUGGGUCUGUUCAACUCAGAGGUGAAGACACACCUCCUGCUCUUCGCCAACAGGGGGAGUAAAGAAUACACUGAGCUGAAGGAGCGGCUGGGAGCUCUGGCCCCCGAGUUCACAGGAAAGUUCUUGUUUGUGAUGAUUAACGGAGCGGUGAAGUCCAACUUCCGCUCGCUGGGCUACUUCGGCCUCAAGUCUACGGACCUGCCUCGAGUCGGUAUUUAUGAUGGUAACUCUGACAUGAAGUGGCUCCUGCCUGAGGGAGAGAUCUCUACUGAGCGGGUGCAGGAGUUCUGCCACUCCUUCCUACGAGGGGAGCUGAAGGAGGUGAAGCAGGCAGGAGCAGAAGCCAAAACAGAGCUCUAG
Molecule: messenger RNA, 1014 nt
Organism: Centropristis striata (black sea bass)
Lineage: Eukaryota; Metazoa; Chordata; Actinopteri; Perciformes; Serranidae
Product: endoplasmic reticulum resident protein 27
Exons: 7
Coding region: 229-1014 (261 amino acids)
Biological process (GO): response to endoplasmic reticulum stress; protein folding
Cellular component (GO): endoplasmic reticulum
Source: RefSeq, a predicted model, not a curated record